Molecule: messenger RNA, 219 nt
Organism: Peronospora matthiolae
Lineage: Eukaryota; Oomycota; Peronosporomycetes; Peronosporales; Peronosporaceae
Source: the annotation of a GenBank genome assembly
AUGAACGUUCGACUCAUUUUCUUCGUGACGAGCUGGCUGCAGCUCGUCGAGACAUCGCUGAGCUGCGUGAACAGGUCGCUCCCGCUAGUAGACCAGACUGGCUCGUUGAAACGGGACCACUCGAGGGUGGUCUUGGCUCUCGACCGCGGAGGUGUUCUUCGCAUCUCGAAACGGGCUCGUAAUGAUAGUACGGGCGGAGACGACCGACGUCAAACGUAG